AUGAAUAACUCAUUUCGACGGAAACGUCAAGCCCCCCCACCCCCGAAUCCACCUAGUGGCCUUGAAAUAAUUUCUGUGACAGAAGAUAGCGCCCAAUUGUCAUGGGAUCCACCAGAGGCCUCUGAUGUUCAAGUCAAUUAUCGAAUUGAGAUAAAGCCAGAAAAUUCUCAAAAAACAUUCUCCAUGAUGACCGAGGAAACACGAAUUUCAUUUGAAGAACUUCGACCAAAUACUCUCUACGAGGUGUUUGUCUUCUCUUAUCGUCCUUCCGAUGGACAGGCUUCAGUAACUUCCGCGGAUAUCAAAUUUACCACUAAAACUGAAGUUUAUCGUUUGCCACCUGUAAUAAAUCCAAAGGCCGAUUCAACCGACUUUGCAACUUUGAAAGUUUCAUGGGAAAUACCUCAUAUAGAGCGAUCUGAUAGAGCUGAGACUCAAAUCGGUUAUUACAGGAUAAUGUUACUUAAUUUGGCCGCAAGUAGUAAUGAAUCGCGACGCUGGACGUCUUAUAGAGUUCCCGGAGGAAGCAGGGUUACUUCCUUUUUGAUUGCCGAUCUUCAGCCUGAUUCAUUCUACCGUGUGAGAAUUAUUGCCGUCUCUGCAACAGGUGUCGAUGGAAACCCGGCUACAAUUGCAUCUUCACCUCGUCUUCUUUCACGACCACCAUCCUCUCCCCCUACAAAGGUGAUGCUUUCAGCUGUUGGUGCCCUAAGAGCUGCUUUUACAUGGCUACCUCCACCAGUUAAAGAGAGGAAUGGAGAAAUCGUUGCCUACCAGCUGGAGUUCAAUUCGCCAGAAUGGCUGGCUCCUAGGGAACUCACUGUUGCUGAUGGACUCAAUUACACACUUACUGGUUUGAACCCUAGAACGAAUUACAGCUUGACAGUCGCGGCAGCAACUCGAGCGGGAAUCGGUCCGAAAUCUCAGCCACUUACUUUCACGACAACGUUGAAAUCAACUCCAAUCGACAAUGAAGUCCCUGUGGGCCCUGUUGAUAGUGGUUUCGAUAACUCUCAAUUUUUCGUGGAUUCCGAUGUUGCUACACUACCUCCUCUAAAGGUUCAUAACUUACGCUAUGUUGCAAGAGAACGAAAUAUACUUCUUCUCUGGUCGAUUCCUCCAAUAUCAGCAUCUCCCCAUCGCUUUAAAGGAGUGGUUGUCCAUUGGGGAAACAUUUAUCCCGGUCCUAAUAAAGCUGAAGUCGGUCUGGAAAAGCGAGCUUUCUCAAUCGAAUCACUUGAGCCUUCAACCACCUAUAUGAUAUCAGUUGCUCUCAUGACCGAGGAUGGUGAGGGACCAGUGGAGAUGAUCACAGCUCAGACAAAGCCUUUAUCCCAUGCCAAGGACUCACUUAUCCCGCUAAACUUCCGUCUAUUGUCUGCUGGAACUGAUUGGGCCAUAAUGGCAUGGGAUGCUCCAACGUGCUCCGCCCUUGGAGAUGAAUUUGAAGGUUUUAAUCGAAAUUUUGUAAGUAGACGAACAACACAGAGAGCCUCGCCAUGUGCAAGUGGAAGCUUUUCAUUGCUAUAUCAGCUUCGGUAUGAUAGCGUUGAAUUGGGUGACUCCAAAACAGCCAAUACGGCCUUUGCUAACUGCCCUGAAGAUGAUUCUCCAACGGCAAAACAGAUUGAUGUAAAUGUGACUUGGGUCAGGCUUGAACACCUACAACCGAAUGGUCGCUAUGUGUCCUGUGUUCGAGCGAUAACUCAUGAUACUCCAAAAGCCAAGCGCAUUGGAGAUUGGAGCUUUGUGCAAAUAUUUGAAACUCAACAGUCAGAAAAUUCUGUUCCCGCCAUCAGUGAAAAUGGUGAAAAGAAACUUAAAAGCGCCAACAAGUCACUGUCCUAUUCUAAUGAAACGCUUGCUUUGCCGAAUGAGAAUUCUAAUGGAACAUUGGUUGAUGUUUCACGUUCUUCAGAUCUGAUUGGCAACAACAACUCUGAUAUUUGGGUUGCUCUAGCCGUUAUCAUGGUAACAACUAUCGUACUCAUGAUCAUCGUAAUUGUGGUUGUCUGUUGGGCUAAGAGGAGUCCCAUUAUGGUUGUUGGCUACAAACCUGACCAACAGAACAGUGGAACAGGCUUAACAGAGGCCUCUGUUAACCUAUUAAGCCCUUCUAAAGGUCAUGUUAAUAAUGGAGCUGGGGGAAAUGGAGGGAAUGAUAAAAUCCCCUUGCAAAAGUAUCAACCUCCCCCUCCCCCUCCAAAGUCUUCUGAAGCCCAACUUAUUGAUUUCACAUCCAAAGCGCCAGAACCAUGGACUGUGGAGAAUGAAUCGGCAAUUAAACGUCAGCAGCAAAAACAACAAGGUUUGAUACCAAUGGGAAAUCCAGUUCCUAUGAUGGGGAUUCGAUCGGCUAUUGAUCCGAUGAGUGGAUGUGGCAGUGAUGCUGCGAGUAGAGGAGCUACUGGGAGUUCUGCAAGUUCUGCCAUAUCCCUUCUUCCUACGACUGGAGCUAAAACAAACCCAACUUACGUUAGUCCUACUGGAAAUCCACUAAUUAGUCCGACUACAUCGGUGCCUCCUUAUGGUAUCUAUCCCUCAGCACAGCCACAAUUGGGCACAUUCGCUCAGGCCUAUUAUCAUCAGCACCAUCAGAAUGCAAUUGCAGGUGGUGGGGUAGGCAUGUACCCCCCUCCGGCCUACAUGCGAGGAGGACCAGGUCAAAAUCCACCUCCUGUUCCCCCUCACCCCUCAUCCGUUGCUUUUCCCCUCUUCACUCCAAGCAAUGUCGGUGGUCCUCGUAUCGAUCUGAGUGCAGGGGAAAACGAAGGGACUUAUCUUCAAUAUCCCGGUCUACCAAUAAAUCGAGGCCAUAUUGCACCAAAUACUCCAUCUGUUAAUGCUUCUGAUCUCAUCUCUGAAAGCAGUUCGGCUCUUGAGAUGACUUCGGCCACCCGUGCAACAGUUGCAAACAAUGUUGGUGUGAAUCCAGCGGAAUUCUCAACUGUUUCUACUGUAUCAUCCUGUUCAAAUUCAAAUUCAAAUAUGUCCAGCCACCAGGGUCACCAUCUUCAACACCAAAUGCAACACUUACAGCCUCAAACACGAGGUGCCUAUAAUUCACUUCCAGCACGAAAAGAUGUUUCCAAUAGACCCAGUGAAUCACAAUCAACAGGUGUUGAGAAAAGUGAUAUAAAUAAGGCCAUUAGCACUGAGGAACUCACUCAAGAAAUUGCAAAUUUAGACGGUCUCAUGAAAGACUUGUCGAUGAUUACACAGAAUGAGUUUGGAUGCCUUCAACCUUAA
Messenger RNA from Rodentolepis nana, 3249 nucleotides. The record is from the annotation of a GenBank genome assembly. NCBI's taxonomy places the organism in Eukaryota, Metazoa, Platyhelminthes, Cestoda, Cyclophyllidea, Hymenolepididae.